CAUAUUCCCUCUCUCAUACAUACACAUUACAUUUUGAAUGCUCACACACACACACACACUGGACUUUGGACAGCUGAGGCAGGACCGCAGGAAGAGAGAGGCACACACAACGCUGGCACGAUGGGCAGUAAGUACCACUGGCAGAGUCAGAAUGUCAAGCAGAGCGGUGUGGACGACAUGGUGCUGCUGUCCAAGAUCAGCGAAGACGCCAUUGUGGAAAAUUUGAAGAAGAGAUUCAUGGAUGACUUCAUCUUUACUUAUAUUGGCUCUGUGUUGAUAUCAGUGAACCCAUUCAAACAGAUGCCCCAUGGGCCCGCGUUGCCGGGCGUUGUACCAGUACGCUGGCCAGGACACCGAUGAGCUCAGCUUCGACGCCAAUGAUGUCAUCGACCUGCUCAAUGAAGAUGCAUCAGGCUGGUGGAGGGGCAGGUUUCGUGGCAAGGAGGGACUCUUCCCUGGGAACUAUGUGGAGAAAAUCUGAUGACUGCCUGCCCUGUGGCCGAAAAGCUGAAUGACAUAACGAUCCACUGUAAAGCAAUGGUGAAUUGCAUGUGAGCCAAACGGUAAUAUCUGAUUCACAAGCGUUUCAACAGGAUCGUCAUGUUGACACCAGUUCUUUGUAUUAUUUGCACAACAAUAUCAGUACAAAGAAAGAAACAUGUUGAAAAGCUAUCCGAAACAGAAGACUGUGCCUUUUUUAUUUUUCAUUUGUGUUAUAUUGUCAGCCAUAACUGAUUUAACUGGGCCUUAUUCCAGUUUCACAGAAGAGGACUUUGAUGCAAAGCUUUGAGGUGCUAACGCAAAAGAAGAUGCAAUGAUUUUAUGCACAUACAAAAUUGCUUUGUGAUAUCAAAUGUAGGGCCAUCAAGGGUAGAUGAAAAAUCAUCCCAAAAGUCCAUAUUUCUAUUCAAAUACUACCUGUAAGCAACCAGUAGGAGGUACUGUUGCACCAUUUCCAUGUCUUCAAUUCUUGUAAAUGCUCUGAAAAUGAAAGGUUGACUGAUGUAUGAUAAUAAACAUGGUUCUUUGGUGUUAUAAGCUUCUUUCUGCUAUAUUGGAUUCAUUACAAAACUAGUUUAUGGACUUCUUUUAUAACUGUUGUAAAAUAACUUCCCCUUGAAAUUAACAGAGAAUUUCUAUUUUGUGUCCAGUGACAGUGGUCACAAUAAAUAAAUAUUUUCUAUAAACCC
Messenger RNA from Salmo salar (Atlantic salmon), 1190 nucleotides. Its product is annotated as myosin IE. Lineage: Eukaryota; Metazoa; Chordata; Actinopteri; Salmoniformes; Salmonidae. Gene Ontology annotation, molecular function: microfilament motor activity; ATP binding; actin filament binding. Gene Ontology annotation, biological process: endocytosis; actin filament organization. Gene Ontology annotation, cellular component: actin cytoskeleton; plasma membrane; myosin complex. The record is from RefSeq and is marked provisional.